Molecule: messenger RNA, 963 nt
Organism: Trichophyton rubrum CBS 118892
Lineage: Eukaryota; Fungi; Ascomycota; Eurotiomycetes; Onygenales; Arthrodermataceae
Exons: 2
Coding region: 1-963 (320 amino acids)
Cellular component (GO): cytosol
Molecular function (GO): aldose reductase (NADPH) activity
Source: RefSeq, a predicted model, not a curated record
AUGUCCAAUCCUACCUUCAAGCUCAAUACGGGACACGAUAUACCCGGCCUUGGGUUCGGGACAUGGGACCCCAGGUACCCGGAAAAGGCAUAUGAGGCAACGCUCCAUGCACUCCAUGCCGGGUACAGACACCUCGACUGUGCUGCUCUCUACAUCAACGAAGAGCUUGUUGGCAAAGCGAUACAUGAAUUUCUCGAGUCUCGCCCCGAUGUCCAGCGUAAAGACCUGUUCAUCACCACCAAGGCAUGGAACCAUAUGCAUGAGCCAGAAGACGUCAAGGCCAGUAUAAAGGAGUCCCUCCGAAAGCUGAGGCUGGACUAUGUCGACCUGUAUCUUUUGCACUAUCCAGUCGCUACGGUAAAAGAUGAAAAGGGAGGGGAAGCUGUAGGCGCUGAUGGAAAGUACAUUGUCAAGAGGGAACUCACAGAGAACCCGGAACCUACAUGGCGUGCAAUGGAGAAGGUUGCCCGAGAUGGCCUUACACGGGCAAUUGGCGUUUCAAACUGGUCUGUCUCCCGACUACGGUCUCUGCUGAAAUUUGCAUCUAUACCACCGGCUACCAACCAGAUUGAGAUCCACCCUUUCUUCCCAAACACCAAGGUUGUUCAAUUCUGCCUCGAUCACAGUAUCCUCCCUGUGGCAUAUUCGCCUCUAGGAUCCCAGGUUCUUACAUGUUGCGAAGCGGAAAAGGCUCGUGGUCAGCAGGCACUUCGGGAUAUAGCUAUCAGAAAAGGCUGUGACAUUGGACAACUUCUCAUAGCAUGGGGUCUGAGGCGGGGGUAUUCAGUAAUUCCAAAGUCCUUCACAAAGUCACGAAUUACGAGUAAUUUCCAGCGAGUCGAACUAAUGGAUGAGGAAUUCAAAGCCAUUGGGGAUGCCCCGGGUGGAAAGUACACUCGCUUUGUUGAUCUUAGCGUUGAAUAUUCUUACGAUAACUUUUGGGCUGAUGAAGAGGAUAGAUAG